AAAUGCGACAACUUGGGCGUUUUCCGGGAUCAGUUGAGAUCUUGAGUUUGUUUGUGGAGGAGAAAUUAAGACAAAUUAAAUUGAGUCAGUUUUUUAGCUGAAGUCAAUUCGGAUCACAUUAAAGAUGGCACGAUUCGUUGCUGCUCUUUUGGCCCUCGUGGUCGCCGUGUCGGCACAAGACGCCUCUUACCAACAAGGCCUCUCCCUCCACAACCAGCAAAUUCAGGAACAUCUUCGCAAAGAGGCUGAACAACAGAGACAAACUAACCAAUUUGGGGGCUCUUUCCCUCAGCAACAGGCUUACCAACCGAGACAGAACAAUUACGAGGACGAUGGACAAUACCGACCAGAACUGUACUCCAACUCGAUCAACAACAAUAACAACAACUACAACACAUACAGACCAAAUCCAGAACAGGAUUACCAAGCCGGCCUUAAAGCUCAUCAAGAGGCGAUUCAAGCCCACUUGAGAAAAGAGGCUCAAUAUCAGCCACAAACGCUUCACGGAGGUGACCCAGCUUAUCAACAAGGUCUUCAAGUCCAUCAGAGACAGCUCCAGGACCACUUGGCCAAGGAACAAGCUCACGGUGGACCAGCAUACUCUGCCCCUCAACAGACUUAUCAACCAGCUUAUCAACAGCCUCAAGCUCAUCAAGCGGGAUCUUUGACUUAUCACAACCCUUCACCCAACACUAACUCUGAUUACGAAUAUGGAAUUCAACUUCACAACCAACAAUUAGCCCAGCACAAGAGAAACGAGCAAGAACAGCAGAGCCAGGUCAGCCAGGCCUCCCAGUUCCACGCCUCCCACCCACAACAAAGGGCUUACUACCAGCCACAAGCCAAUUCUUACCAGGCCCAGCAAACUAACUCUUACCCACUCAACAGACCAAGUUCUGGAAAAGUGUCGCUGGCUAAUUUGGGAUUUUAGACAAAGGAGGCGAAAAGCUGCUGGAGAUUAAAAAUAUUUUUUGUACUGUUAAUCUAUUGUUCUUGGGGGAGUCGUCUUUAACUGAAUAAAAAACAUAAACUUUAAGUAAUUGCA
Molecule: messenger RNA, 1045 nt
Organism: Folsomia candida
Lineage: Eukaryota; Metazoa; Arthropoda; Collembola; Entomobryomorpha; Isotomidae
Product: sex-determining region Y protein
Exons: 3
Coding region: 125-931 (268 amino acids)
Source: RefSeq, a predicted model, not a curated record